AGCUUAUGUUUAGUGGGGAAUGCUGCAUAGUAGAGUUAAAUGUGUUUAGAGUUGUGAAUGCACACCCUGUCGUUCUUUAGCCUGUUUGCUUUUAAGUUAUUCAUUACUUCUGAAGUAUUACUGAGACUAAGCAGUUUGGUUGAGCUGUGUGUGCCCACAGAAGUACUUGUGAGGGAACCUCAGUCUGCUGUGUGAGUGAGGUUAAGGGUGUACGUGGCAGAUCAGCACACACUAGGUAGAGACUCUUGUUCGUGACCCACUUUCUUUGCUGAAAUCACUUUGUUUUCUAGUUGGGUUUUUUUUAGGCCUAUGUGCUAGACAGAAACUGUCGAGGAAGAUUCUUCCUGAUAUAAUGGAUGCUGUAGUUGGAAGGUGGAUGACUUAUUUAACGGUAUUUCAAGUUUCAAUUAAUCUGAGACAUCCUCUUAAGGCAGUAGUACAGUUCAAAGGCUACAUUGCAAGCACUUAGAUCCUUCAUGUCGAUCGUAGCUGCUGUAAAGUAACCUUCUUGAUAUCCAGUGCCAAACUUACUUGUGAAAGCUUUGUAGCUUGUUGGCAGUGCCAACCCAAAUCUUGGUGCCAGUGGUUCACCCUUGUUGUGUAACACUCUUUAGGUGUUGCAGAUAAUGGCCAGAUUUGUGCUCUCCUUUGUAAGAACAAGGCUUUUCUACCAUCUGUAUUAUUUAAGGGAGUUGCAUUGUUGAUUAGAGCUUAUUUAAAUCAAUGUGUGAUCCUAAUUGGAGGACAGACCUGCAUUAGUAUGGGCUUGACUGUCUUCUCCCCUAAGCUGUUCAACAAUGUUUGCUUUUCUCAGAUCAGGUAUUUUUCAUCUGGUGCAUGUGUGACAUGAAGGUCAUGUUGCUGUUGGAAGAAACUAAAGAGAAGUUAAUUAAAAAGUCAUAGAGGAGAGUUGAAAACAUUGGAAUUAAAGCUGACUGCAAUUAACAAAUUAGUGUAAUUUUCACUAUCAUGAUAGAAAUGUGGAUAGUCUAAGCCUAUGAUAUUUACAUUAAGAUUUGAAGUAUCACAUGUGAAAUUGUUAUCAAAAUUGAUUCCUUUAGGAAACAAUACAGGAACUUUUUGAGCUUAUCUCAUUCAAGUUGCUGUAAUUGCUGCUAAUUGAUAUGUACGGUAAAAUCAUGCCAGUGUUUCAGUGAUGCUAACUGGUAUAUGCUGUGCUUCAAAAUAUUGUUGGCCUUGGUAUGGACAGGCACAUAAAAUUAGCUAGAAGUGGCUAUUACUGCUCAUGUGUGAUGUUGGAAUUAGUAGGAUGAUGGCAUUUCUGAAGGUCAGGUCUGGGGAAGUAGGUUGAUCUUUGUAAUAGUGGAAAGAAAAAGACAUUCUGAAGGGGCGUUCUUUUUCCAGAUGUAAUGGAUGUGGGAGAUGAAGGGUCUUCAGCAGUCUUCCAAGUGCAGUUCUGCCAUGUAUCACUUCAGGAGAGAAACCCAUUUAAUUAGCCUUUAAUGGAACUUUGUGCUGCAGUUUUUAGGAAUGAUUGCAAAUCCUUAUUAGGUAGGUAGGCAGGUAGGUUGCACUGAGUGCUCCUCUAGUGGAAGGAUGCCUCUUCCAGGAGUGUACCUUGUACACACGCUGGCAGCUGCAGGAUCUCUGUGUUGGCAGAUGUUCUGCAGCAGCUGUUUUGUGCCUGUUGAUUUUGAGCAGCUGAUGCUCAGCACUCAGUGGUAGAAGAGGAACAAGGCUGGGACCAGGAUCCCUGUGGCAGGACACCAGUCUGAAAGAUGCUGCAACAUUUUAAGCCAAACUUAAUUUUUCUUUGGCCUGCAGAUUCCACUGCUCUGUUGUCUGUAGGCUGUGGUGUGAUAGUCCAGGUGUCCCAAGCUGAAUGUUUUUCAGCUCCACUUGCUCUCUGUGGAGCCCAUUUCACACACAGGUUCACCUAUACUUCUGUUGAGUGCUAUUAUAUACCCCUCUGGUAACAGUAUACUCUUCAGAGUUUUAUAGAAUGUAUAAAAACUUUAAGAUGGGUGCAGAAUAGUAGUAUGAUUUUCUAUUGUACUGAAGUAAAAUAACAAUAAUACUUUGAUAUAAGUAUUAAUUACCAGUUAUUUGUGGCAUCUGGCUAAUGAUAUUGUACAGAAUGCAUUGCAGUAAUGAAAUGUGGAAGUUCAGGAAGUCCAAAGAAGUUCAAACCCAGCAGAAACUCUUCCCUAUUUACUCAGUUGUAGACAAAACCCUCUGUUCACACAAUUGUGUAGGAGCUGUUAGAAGUCUGAAAACACAAUCAGAUCGCCAUAAGAAUAACUAUAAUAGUCUCAAGACUAUUUCAGAGCCAGUGAUGUUUUUAUUCUCUGAAAGAGUCCUCGUGUAAAGCGUUACACAGCUGUCACGCUGGCCAGGCUUGAUGGAAACAACACAGGAAAGAGAACCCUCUAAGACAGUUCAGUAGAGUUGAUUGUAACACACUAUGGAGUAGCAGCAGAGUGCUGCUUUGAAAUGAUCAUCUCAUUUCAAUUUUAAAUAUAUUGUUGUAUUACAUAUAUAGAACUUUGCUUGUGAUAGCAUCACUGCACUAUUGUAGUGUUACUAAAUGAUCUCAAGAGAGCAGCUCAAAAAUUUUUCUGGAACAGGAAAUUCUCCCACUGCAGACCCUUCUUGGUAUGUUCCAGUCAUGGUAGUGCAGGAGUGUAGGGCAUAUUACAGAGGGGUUUGACCUCACAGUGCUGGUUCUUGGAACAGUCUGCCAAAUAGAAAUGAGCUUUGGGCUGACUACUCCUGGGAAAUUUUGUGAAUGCAUUGGUUAAAAGUGACUAAGUGUGCAUGGGUUUUGUUGGAAAGGCCUCUUCGUUUGCUGUUAGUGCAUUAGUGACAUAAUGGGAUUUUUAUUUUUAGUCGAACAGUGUAACUUAUCUUUCUUCCACUAGAUGGCCCAAGCACGCUUCCAAGUACCCCGUGAGAACUGCAACUUAAUUAAUUUUUAAAAUAAAUUCAUAUCAUUUUAACUGAAGUUAAAAUUCUGCAUCAUGAAGUAUAUACAGACUUUGGGGAUGCUUUGUGCUUGUUUAAAAUACAAGCAUUGUAUAUCAACCGAGAGAGUGUUGGUUAAUGCAAGUAAUAGGUGAUAAUGAAAGUUUAUCUUUUUCCUUGAUUAGAACUUUUCUUAUUGAGUGUUACAUAAGGCUGUUUAUUUUUGCAUUGAGAUGACAACUGGUGUACUGGCACUGACAGUGUGCUCAACAGUAAUUGUUCAAGAGAGGCUCUAAAAAGGUGUUGAUCUCAGGCUGCAGUUUGUCCCUGACAUCUAGGAAUGAGUUGUAUUUUGCAGACCACCAUCAUUGAUUUUGUUUUUUUGGUGGCUUGAUUUUUGCAACAUAGGGUUUUUAUAACAGCUUGGCAGGUUCUUUCACGGGUGUACAGGUGUGGUCAGUGCAUUCUGAAUAGUUGUGUUAUUAAAUGUAUGGACUGUAAUUUAAUUCAUCUAUUUUUGUUGUCUAAUAGACAUCAAGUAUAGGCUUGUUAUCAUGACUGUAUUUUUGGUUAGUGGAGACAGAAGGGUGUACACUGAAGGCAGCUCGUGCUGUGAGUGCAGUUGGACACUGGAAUGAGGCUGAAGAAGUGGUGGGAUGUUCAUUCAUAGACAUUCAAAACUCAACAGGACCAAGCCUUGAGCCAGCUCAGGGUCCCCUCCAGCCUCAAUUAUUCUGCAGUUCCAAAAGGAGAUUUUAUUAGUUCCUUUGCUGUUUAAAACAAAAAUAAAUACAUGGAAAAUGCAUAGUUGUCUUUCUGAACUAGUUUAUAACUUUAGUAUUUUGCAUUCAGUUCCAGCUUUCCUUUUGCUUCUGAGGACAUUGAUGUGGUGGUAUUAGACCACCAGGAAAAGCAUGUGUGUCUGCAUGUGCUCUUCUCUUUCUUAAAUUGCAAUCCUCAAUUGGAGGGGAAAAAAAAACCCUACCAUAUAAAGGGAGUGCUGUAUUCCUUCAUUUCACUGCUGCACUUGCCAAAUGCCAUCUCUAUGCUGUUACUAGUUUAUAUUGUUACUCCCAGUGUCUCUCUGUAACAGGGAUGAUAGAUUUUCUCUUUUUCCUUUCCUCAGGAUCUUUCCUAGAUUUUCUCUUCUGCUCUUCAACAGCAGUUGUCCCUUCCUCUGCAUCUGACUGUGCUCCUGUUUUUCAUUCCUUUUCCCAUUGUCAGUAUUUGUCCUGUCCUGCCACUUUCCUGUUUCUCUUCCCUUUUCUGACUGGAGACAAAUCAACAUGUCCAUGUGCACUAGAAGGGUGGACAUAAGUGGAGUAUUUUGGUGAAAGGGAUGUUGCUGCCUGCAGUCAAUUCUAUAGACAAAGAGGUGUAAUCUGCUCUGGUUCAUGGCCCUACCGAUACAUGUUGGAGUUCUCCAUUUGCAGUAUUUUGGUCUUCCUUUCUAAUUUUUUCCAAAGUCCAGUCCAUAGCUUUCAGUUUAUUGAGCAAUGGACCACACAGAGUUUCCCAGUUGAGCCAGUGACAGAGAAAUUUUUAAAUACAUUAUUUUUGUGAUAGAUGUGUAUGUUUAAGAGGAUUUCUUUCCUGAAGUGAUAUACUCUAACUUUGUGUAGGAAAUUGGCUGCGUGGCCUUGCAACUGCUGUUAUGAGUAAUACAGACUUUACUUUGCAUGUGACUGGAAACUAAACUGAUGAAAUCAAUUCCAUUCUUAGCAACUUAGUAGUGGAAAACAUAGCUAUAGGAAUAAAAUGGUAAUGAUAUGUCUUGGUUAGCAGCCUGUGUUAUGGUUUAGUUCAGAUUUUUUUUUUACUGAACAAAUUUAAUAGUAAGUAUGAAAUAGAGUGGGUUUAAAAAGGUGUAUUUCUAGGAAAUCUUUGAUGCAACAGAAACAAAUAGGUGGCAUUUGUCUACCUGUAGUUUGCUUGCUCUGUAUUAUAUGGAACUUGGCUGUGAAGGAUGUUAUCUAAUCACGAUGGGAAGGUUUUUCAGUUUGUAUCUCAGUCUUGUCUCAAAACUUUGCUUGGGAACUGGACAGUUGAAACAGGUAGUAAUAUUUGUCUUCAGGCAAACACUUCAUACAUCUGGUGUAUGUAGUACAAUAAUAUGCUUGUUUGUCAUUUUGCAUCUGGGAAUACAGAAAUUAUAUUUUAGGGCAAACAAAAAUAGUGAUGGACAGGACGUCAGGAAGGUGUUGUGUUUCACAUCUAUCUCAGCGUGUUUACGUAGUGGCACCUCUUAAAUGCACGUGGGCGUUUUGGGUGGGUGGAUGUGUGACACGGCAGCCACGACGUUGUAGUACCUGUGAAAGCUGGACAAAGCUGCAGAAGGUUGCAGAAUCAGAUGUCACUAGUAGAUUUGGGAAAGAAACUUUUAGAAGCUGCACGAGCAGGUCAAGAUGACGAAGUUCGCAUUUUGAUGGCAAAUGGAGCACCUUUUACCACAGACUGGCUGGGAACAUCUCCACUUCAUCUGGCAGCACAGUAUGGGCACUACUCAACCACAGAGGUGUUGCUGCGAGCGGGUGUGAGUCGGGAUGCCAGAACCAAAGUGGACAGAACUCCCUUACAUAUGGCAGCAUCAGAAGGCCAUGCCAGCAUAGUAGAAGUCUUACUUAAGCAUGGUGCUGAUGUCAAUGCGAAGGACAUGCUCAAAAUGACUGCACUUCACUGGGCUGCUGAGCAUCACCACCAAGAAGUUGUAGAACUCUUGAUAAAAUAUGGAGCAGAUGUUCAUGCUCAGAGUAAAUUUUGCAAAACAGCAUUAGAUAUUGCAGUAGACAAUGGGAAUGAAGACAUUGCAGAAAUAUUACAGAUUGCAAUGCAGAACCAAAUCAACACAAACCCAGAGAGCCCGGACACUCUGACGAUACACGCGGCAACACCGCAGUUCAUCAUUGGACCUGGAGGGGUGGUGAACCUAACAGAUGAAACAGGAAUGUCUGCUGUACAGUUUGGAAAUUCAUCAACAUCAGUGUUAGCUACGUUGGCAGCUUUAGCAGAAGCAUCAGCUCCACUGUCUAAUUCUUCGGAAACACCAGUUGUGGCCACAGAAGAAGUUGUGACUGCAGAGUCUGUGGAUGGGGCCAUUCAGCAAGUUGUCAGUUCUGGAGGUCAGCAGGUUAUUACUAUAGUUACAGAUGGCAUUCAGCUGGGUAACCUGCAUUCCAUUCCAACCAGUGGAAUAGGGCAACCCAUCAUUGUGACCAUGCCAGAUGGGCAGCAAGUAUUAACAGUGCCAGCAACAGACAUUGCUGAAGAAACUGUGAUAAGCGAAGAACCGCCAGUGAAGAGACAGUGCAUUGAGAUUGUUGAAAAUCGUGUGGAGUCUGCAGAAAUAGAAGAAAGAGAAACUCUUCAGAAACAGCUGGAUGAGGCAAACAGAGAAGCACAAAAAUACCGUCAGCAGCUUCUAAAGAAGGAACAAGAAGCAGAGGCCUAUCGGCAGAAGUUAGAGGCAAUGAACCGCCUCCAGACUAAUAAAGAAGCUGUUUAAUAAAAAAUGAACACACUGCAAAGCCUGUUACUUUCAAAAACCUGCAGUACAAUCUUGAACUGUACACUAUAUAGGUACAGACACGGGAUUUCAUGAUAGAGAAGAUGCUACAAGUUGAUAACUGGACUUAAGCCGUGAGCUCUGAUUAAUUUCUUGUAACAUAAAAACUCUGAAUUUAGAAAUUGUGAAAAGUAUUUAAAAUGAAAUACUGUAAAUAGUUGGUUUUUUUACAGUUUCAAAAUGAGUUGAUAAAUCUUUUUGAAGGGAUCCAGAAACACGAAAAGCCAAUGUUUUUGUGAAAUUUUUGAUUUUAGUAUGAAUCUAACUUCUGAAAAACAGAACAGUUUUAAGGGUGAUGUUGAUUCAAGCUGACAACUUGAAAAUUGAUUAUGUGACAAAAUUAAAUAACAGUUAUUUCUAUAUGAUAACAACUCAAACAACUUCUCUGAAUAAGACAUUUCCAGGUGGAAAUCUUUGUACAGCUUUAAGUAGUUGUCUCAGAUUCUCUGAAAACCAUUUUUGGUUUUUUUUUAUUUUAGGUGGUGAAAUUUUUAUAUUUAAUUUCAGAUAUAUCCAAGUAGAUUUACAUGUAUAUGAAGCUAAUAUUUUUUAAACUUUUCAGUUUGUACAUAUGCUGCAUGUUUUUAUAAUUUCUACACGUACAUCUUGCAUAGGUAUUUUUCAGCAAAGAUGAGAAAAAUUAUGACAAAAAUGUUUAGCCUAUAGGUCAUUUGAAUUAAGCUAGCAGCCAGUUUUAUCGUGGAUGGUAUAUUUCUUGGAAGAAUGUAAUUUGUAAUUAAGAAGAAUAAAAAAGAAUCUUAAUUUACAUAUUAAGAGGCAAAAUCUGGUAGUGGAGGCAUUGAAACUUCACUUCGUGUGUCUUACGAUUUUCCUGUACAAACAUUUUAAAGUUCAGUAAUGAAUAGAAAAGAAUGUCUCCACUGGAACACAAAUAGUGUUUAUUUUAGAAUAUUCCUAUUGAUCUCUCUUUCCCAAUAACCUUGAAAUUACUUCAGUGAUACAUUUUUUUCUGAACAGACUUUUGCAUUUUAAUUAUGCAAUCGGACAAGUAACUUUUUUAUGUUGUAGUGAUGCUCUUCCUCCCCAGCAUCAUUGUUCCUCACUGUGAUACUGUGUUUGUGUGUGUCUGUGCAGUGAUCUAUUAUGCUUAAAAUUUAUAUGGCACGUUACAUCUUCAGAGCAUUGUAAAAUCUUUUAAAGAACCCUUUACUGCACUGCCUGAGGCAGGUAAGUGUUAUUGUCUCAGUUUUAUAACUGGUAUAUAAAUGCAACACAAGGGAGUGGUAAAUGACUGGCAUAACACCACGUGAACCUGUGGUCACCUGGGAAUGGAUCUCAGGAGUUCCUGGCUUCUAGUCCUGUGCUUAGACUGAGCUGCCUUAAGAUUGUUCAGUGCUGUGUUACAUUAAAUUUUGAACUACUGUGCAGAUUUGUUUUUUGUAAGAUAAAACUCUUUGUGCUUUGCUUUGUUGUUCCAUGUUCACUGCUUUUAUGGAAUUGUUUAUAUAAACUUAAGCAAAAAGUCUGGUUUAUCUAUACUGUACACGGAAAAUUACCCUUAAAACUGUACUCUGGCCUACUUUUUCUAUUUUGCAAUUAAAUAUCUUUUCCACAUA
Messenger RNA from Myiozetetes cayanensis, 8064 nucleotides. RefSeq names its product GA binding protein transcription factor subunit beta 1 (gene GABPB1). The record is from RefSeq and is a predicted model, not a curated record. Bases 5276 to 6427 code for a protein of 383 amino acids. The transcript is spliced from 9 exons. Gene Ontology annotation, cellular component: nucleus. Gene Ontology annotation, biological process: positive regulation of transcription by RNA polymerase II. Gene Ontology annotation, molecular function: protein binding; transcription cis-regulatory region binding. Lineage: Eukaryota; Metazoa; Chordata; Aves; Passeriformes; Tyrannidae.